GUGAGUACCUACAAACACACUUUCACAUCAUACAUCAAUGCUUAAUGAUCACAUGUUUAUCAGAAAUAUCAGUAGGGAUCACACUGUUAUCCAGUGUAUCAGCUGUGUGUUCAGCUUUACAGUGUGUGUGUGUGUAUGUGUGUGUGUGUGUGCGCGUGUCUGCGUGGUUACAUGGGUUUUGGAGAGAGAGAUGAAGAGCUGGGCGAGUCAGCAGACAUACACAGCCUCCUGAGACAGGAAGUAGAUCUGCACGUUACUGAGGGGAGAGUCGGUGUCCAGAAGAAUCAGGAGCGGGUGACUCACAUCAGACAGCUGAGAGAACAUCUUCAUAAGGAAUCUGACCAAUCAGGAUGCAGCACUAGCACUGUGGAGCAUGAGAAACUCCUGGAGCGCAGAAUGAGACAGAGAGAGACUCAUGAGAGAGUGAUAGAUGAGGAACUGAUGAAGAUGGAGCGAGAACUGGAGGAAAAGCAGGUGGAAGGUGUGGAUGGUGAGAUGUUUUAUCUGCGCAGAGAGAGAUGCAUUCUGGUUCUUCAGGUGGAGGCGUUGCGCAGAGAGAACCAACAGGCACACCAAGACCUGGAGACUCAGUACAUACAACACCAACAACAACUGAACACGGUCCGAGAAGAGAGCUUAAGGGUGUUCAGGACAUUUCGUGAGGUCCUAGAGGAACAGAAGAGGUCGUCUGAGGGCAGGUACAGAACUCUGCUCAUAGAUGCUAUUCAGGAUGCAGUUCACCUGUCCAAUAAAAACCUGCAGCUGCAAGAAGAACUUCAGCAGCUGAGAAACCCUUAAAGCAGCAAAGUAGUUCAUCCAGCGGGACACAGUCACUAUCAGCCUCAAUGACACCAACACCUCAUCUGUGAAAUAAAAGACUUCAAGACAUUUGAAAAGAUGAUUAAUAUUUAUUUGCUU
This is a messenger RNA of Triplophysa dalaica, 918 nucleotides long. RefSeq lists its product as uncharacterized. The record is from RefSeq and is a predicted model, not a curated record. Bases 136 to 798 code for a protein of 220 amino acids. Lineage: Eukaryota; Metazoa; Chordata; Actinopteri; Cypriniformes; Nemacheilidae. The transcript has 6 exons.